AUGAAACCACGGAAGAUUCCUUCAAGUGCCAAAGAAACUACAAAAGUUGGAGAAACCAAGGGCCCGCAGAAUAAAAGACUGUUCCAAUAUUCCAUGAAAUGGCAAACAAGAUUAAAAGCAAACCGAAAGGGGUGCAAGGAAAUGAAUGAAUCUAAAACAUUGGAAAUCCAUACCGAUGAUAUUUCCAUCAAGCCGAGAAGAGUUCCCAAAGACAGGGCCAUAGCCUCAUAUAUACCAAUGCCAAUAGCUAAAGAUGCUGCAACACUGAGGAGAGGAAUGUUGAAAAGCUUCGAGAUGAUGUUAAAAAGUGAUACAGAGACACCAGCUGAAUCCAACUCCACAGAACCUAUAUCAUGUGUACAUCGCAAGAAAAAGGUUAUGAUACUCCAAGCUACUAACAAAGUUCAUCGAGCUUCUCAGGUGAUCAGGCGAAAGCCUCAGCAAUCCGCGUCAAACAAACAGAUGCAUAUUCCAAAACCUAAGAAUCACACAAAAGAAUAUACAGGAUACUGUAAGAGAUUUGUCAACAACGGUACAGCCUCUAUAACGAUAUCAUCAAGAAUGAAGUUCAGCUCACAAAAGAGUGGACUUAUCUAUUUGAAGUCACCAGACAACACAAAUUAA
Messenger RNA from Striga asiatica, 624 nucleotides. Lineage: Eukaryota; Viridiplantae; Streptophyta; Magnoliopsida; Lamiales; Orobanchaceae. The record is from the annotation of a GenBank genome assembly.